Molecule: messenger RNA, 741 nt
Organism: Trichophyton verrucosum HKI 0517
Lineage: Eukaryota; Fungi; Ascomycota; Eurotiomycetes; Onygenales; Arthrodermataceae
Exons: 5
Coding region: 1-741 (246 amino acids)
Molecular function (GO): zinc ion binding; nucleic acid binding
Source: RefSeq, a predicted model, not a curated record
AUGCCCAAUCAUACGCUUCAUCUAACAGACGAUUCAGGCCACAAAACCAUGGAAUGCACUGAAAACCGCAAGCUUGAGCAGCAUAAUGUCCCUGAUAAGCUCCCAGAAGAGGCUUUGGAGAUCUUGAAGAAGGCUAGCAAGGAGAGAGACCUCGAGGAUUUCCGUGAUGGCUUGAAGAUCUACAGCAAGGCGGUUCCCCUUGCCACCUAUGUUGAUAUUGAGAAGCUUUUGCGCCAGGAGAAGCUCAGUGUCUACUUGAUUGCGCUUGGGAAGCUCAACUGCAAGUAUGUUGUGGGUCUCUACUUCAGUGACAAGCCCCAGCGUAUCAACCUCAAGGAACGCUGGCCUGCCACCCCGGAGGAGAACCUCGAACGUCUUGCUGAGGCCGGUUUCCCUCUUGAUCGUCAGAUCCCCAAGUGCUCCAACUGCGGAAUUAUUUCACUGCUAACUUUUUGUCCUCAAGAAAUGGGCCAUAUCAUGAAGAGCUGCAAGGAGGAACUUUCUGUUGUCGAGCGUGUGGAAGUCAAGUGUGUUAACUGCAAACAGCCAGGCCACCGUGCCCGUGACUGCAAGGAAGCCCGUGUCGAUAGGUUUGCUUGCCGUAACUGCGGAAAGGGCGGUCAUCGUUCCAAUGAAUGCACUGAGCCUCGCUCUGCUGAAGGGGUUGAAUGCAAACGCUGCAACGAAGGUAUCAUCAUGAACGCCAACCCAACAACCCUUGCAACAAAAGGAAGAAGCUAA